AUGCAGAUUCCUAGCUUCCUGGCAGCCUGGUGGCUAGAGAAGGGAGAGUUCAGCAUCCUAACAGCCUGGCGGAUGAAGCUGUCAGUGAGUCUGGUGGUGCAGGAAUCGAGGCUUCUGUACCUUCACCAGGAGGGCAAGCUGAACAGACUGUGUGCAGGGUGGCUUGCAUCACUCAGUUUUGUGAUGGUUUUGUGGCGUUCCCCUGUCGUGGUCAGUGUAGCUUCCACUCCACACAGUGAUGCAGCUGGAAAGGAUGUUCUCAAUGGUUCCUCUGUAGAAAAUUUGACCUCUGCCUUUGACCCAUCCUUCAAUACUGCUGGGCCACUUCCUCAAGACAACCCAUCUUGUUGCUUGGCUUUGUCAGGACAACCUUUGCUGGAGGAUGCCUAUGACGAUGAUUUGGGUUCAACUGGAGUCCCCGGAGGAAACCCACCCAGAGGUCCAUCACUGUGGAGGCGAGUAGAUGAGGCCACCAAGCCAAUUUACAGACUCAGUCUAAACUACCAGCUUGAAAUGGACUGGACCAGAACAACCCAUCAUCAUGAGUGCUCUUCGACCCAGGACCUGCUGAACUCUGUGCGUCAGGUGCAAAAAAUGUUGGCGGUGCAGGAGACUUCGUACCAGCAGGGCUUGAGAGCCCUCAAGAAGAAGCUCAGUGUGCUCCACAACAGCACCAUGGCCUUCUUCAGAGCCGGGAAGAACUGGACGUGCCCUAAGCCCGACCCCCCCGCUCAUGGGCGCAGACUGGGCCGGGUGUUUGGGGUGGGCCAUGAGGUCCACUUCAUCUGUAAACCUGGGUAUGAGCUGAUCGGACCCCGCACCAGGGUCUGCCAGGAGAGCCUCAAGUGGAGCGGGCAGCAGCCUAUGUGCCAACGUUUUAACUCCAGCUCUCUCUCCCUCCCGUUCUUCUCGUCUGGGGCCUCCGCUUCCUCUCUGCCCAUGUCGGCUGCUCUCUCCUCAUCUUCAAAAUCCUCCCCAUCAUCAUCUUCAUCAUCUGUGGUAUCUCCCUCACCUCUCUUGUCCUCCUCCACCUCACCAGCCCCCUCCUCUGUCCGCCCAUCUCACUGCACUCACUUUUUGGGCUCCACUCGGUGCACGUGUGAUGUGGGGUUCACUAUUUCAGGCCGGGACAAUAAUAUCUGUACAGACAUAGACGAAUGCCUGUUGUUCCCACUGGGCCAGCCCGGGCGCCUCUGUAUCCAUCAGUGCGUCAACACCCCAGGGAGCUUCCAUUGCUACUGUCCCCGCGGAUAUGACCUCUCUGCAGAUGGCCGCAGCUGCUCAGACAUCGAUGAGUGUGAAACCCAGAUGCACAACUGCACCACGGAGCAGGUCUGUGUGAACACCUACGGAGGGUUCCAGUGUGUCAGGGUGGAGUGUCCUAACAUGAAGAACGCAACCUACAUCAAGACCUCGCCUAUGCGCUGUGAAAGGAACCCGUGCAUGUAUGGGGACAAAGCGUGCGCCCAGGCCCCCUCCUCCAUCUCCUUCCACUUCCUGUCUCUGGUGUCCAACCUGUCGGCCCCGCGGGUGCUGUUCCGGGUGUCUGCAGCACGGGUGCUAGGUGACACUCUGCGGUUUGGGCUGGGCGGGGGCAGGGGUCGGGGCCACUUCAGUGUACAGAGAUCAGGUAGGCAGACGGGCACACUGCUCCUGGUCCAGCCAAUCACAGGCCCAGCCACUCUGGAAGCUGAGGUGGAGAUGAGUGAGCUGGAGAGGAGCGAGCUGCUGGGACGGUACCUCACCAAAGUCACACUGUUUGUGUCGCCGUAUGAGUUCUAG
This is a messenger RNA of Boleophthalmus pectinirostris (great blue-spotted mudskipper), 1782 nucleotides long. RefSeq names its product fibulin-7-like. The record is from RefSeq and is a predicted model, not a curated record. The coding region runs from base 1 to 1782 and encodes 593 amino acids. NCBI's taxonomy places the organism in Eukaryota, Metazoa, Chordata, Actinopteri, Gobiiformes, Gobiidae. Gene Ontology annotation, molecular function: calcium ion binding. The transcript has 11 exons.